Messenger RNA from Penaeus chinensis, 3012 nucleotides. RefSeq names its product glutaminyl-peptide cyclotransferase-like. Gene Ontology annotation, molecular function: glutaminyl-peptide cyclotransferase activity; zinc ion binding. NCBI's taxonomy places the organism in Eukaryota, Metazoa, Arthropoda, Malacostraca, Decapoda, Penaeidae. The record is from RefSeq and is a predicted model, not a curated record. The transcript is spliced from 8 exons. The coding region runs from base 16 to 1563 and encodes 515 amino acids.
UUCCAAACUGGCCACAUGUCCCACACGGACGAGCCAAGGACUGGACGACCCCCAUUUACGGACGACGCGAAAGUGGAGGAACUUAUCCACGGACAUCGACGAGUGACCAUCCACAUAAUCACGCAUAAAUCUGCUCUUAGUUACGGCAGUGUGUGGGAAAUUAUUCAAGGCGAACUAUACGUGUCUAAGGGGAAAAACUGGUCCUUUCUCCCCUGUCGACUGACCUGCGCUGCUGUUGUCUUGCGGCAAGUCAGUCCCGUCAGAACCAUGCAGGUGGUUUUACCGUCGGGGAGGAUGCUGCCCAGGUGGUCGUGUGUGGCCCUCCUCUACACACUUGCUACACUCAAUGGCAUCCACGGAGAGGAAAAAUGCGAGAAGAGGAGCAGAGCCGUGUGGUACAAUGCUAGGACUGAGCACGAAGGAAUGGGCCUGAGUGAUGCUGAACUUCAGAAAAUUGGUGGACUGAUGGAUAUGAAUUAUUUCCGCAAAGUGUUGAACCCCAUUCUGGUGCCCAGGGUGGUGGGGACCGAGAACCACGCGAGGGUACGCCAGCACUUGAUAAAUACCAUGCAGAACCUGGGCUGGACGAUCGAGGAGGACCAGUUUGAUAACAACACUCCCAUUGGCAGAAAAACCUUUACCAAUGUGGUGGCAACCUUGGACCCUGAAGCCCCCCGUCGCCUGGUCCUGGCGUGCCACUACGACUCAAAGCUGGACCGCGAGGGUGUCUUCGUGGGGGCCACCGACUCAGCAGUGCCUUGUGCCAUGAUGCUCCACCUUGCGAAGGUCUUGGGGAAGAGUCUGGAUGACAGUCGCCAGACGUGUAAGAAGAAGAAGGGGAAGCCAGGAAAAAAAUGUCGUAAAUCGGUGCUCAAGAAAAAGUUCAGAAAACUCAAAACCUUUACAAAAGGGAUUGAAAACGCUGAAGCCUCCAAUAUGACCACGGAACCACAGGUGCCAAGAAAGUGUUUAUGGAAAAUUAGAUGUUGUGCAAUGCCAUUGAAAAAAUACAAGCUUACUUUUGUCCCAUUGGUACAAUCAGACUUGACCUUGCAGUUCCUCUUCUUUGAUGGAGAGGAAGCUUUCCGAAGGUGGUCCAAGGACGACUCCCUUUAUGGUGCUAGGAAUUUAGCGGCAAAAUGGAAGCAAAACCUGUAUCCGCCAAGGAACCGUGAUGGAACAAAUCACUUGCACAGGAUUGACCUGUUUGUUCUCCUGGACCUUAUUGGAACAGAAGAUGUCCGGUUCUACAGUUACUUCCCAGAGACGGAUUCUUGGUACACCAGAUUCGUGUCAUAUGAGCAGAGGCUGAAUGACUUGGGAAUCCUGAACAGGCGUAGGUUCAUGUUUGAGCAGCAGAGGCUGUACAAUUCGCACAUUGAAGAUGAUCACAUUCCCUUCUUGGAGAGAGGCGUACCUAUUCUUCACGUCAUCCCAGUCCCCUUCCCAUCCGUGUGGCAUAAAAACACGGACAAUGAAUCUGCUCUUCACUACCCGACCAUUAAGAAUUUCAAUACUAUUAUCUCCGCUUUCGUGGUUGAUUACUUGCACCUGGUCCUAUAGGGGUACGCCCAGGAUGCAGCAUUACACGACGACCUUUGAAGAUAGGACAGACCUUAAGUCUUGCUCAGUUUUAUCUGUGCAGAAGAAAAACAAGACAACAAACAAAGAAGUGAUAAAAGAAAUAGGAUUAUUAUGAUUAUUUUUUUCUUUUUUUCUUGGGGGAUGUCUUUGUGAUGAAGAUCACUUUAUUUUUGAUAUUUAGCUUUUAUUAAGUUUGUUAAUUGUUGAUAUUUGACAUACAGAUUUCAGCUUCUCUGUAUAAACUGAACAAUUGCACAAAUAUUCUGUUACAUACAAUCUUAACACUCUGAAGAUUUAUAUUACUAACACUAUUAUUUUUUUUAAAGGAAGUUUACUCUUAAAUUUGUUUUGAAUUUAGCCGGAUAUGAUCUGAAAUGAAUAAUGCUGUAUUCCUGGAAAAAAUAACCAUUACGCUUUGUUUGCCUAACAAAGUUUGAAAAAAUAGACUUGCUCUAGGACAGGUACCCAGAUUUCUUUCAGUUUACCUACCUUGAUGAUUUCAGUAGGUAAGCUGUUUUGGUUGUGAAGGCAUAUUUUUGGUUACCAGAUUGAGUGGUAACGACACUUGGUUAGAUUUCCUACAAUAGCCCUAUUACAGAAUUUCAGUUUGAGUGUCACAUAUCACAUACAAUAGUCUAUAUUACAGAAAGUUUAUAUAUCUGUAACUGAAUUCAUAUUUUGAGUCUCACAUAUCACAUGUAAUAGACCAUAUUUUAGAAUUUUAUCUUAUCCCAAUGCCGACAGGUGAUUUCCCAAUGCACAAGCCCUCUCUUCCGGGUUGUGGCCCAGGCUCUGCUACCAGGGGCUCGUGUUAUCACCCUAGCGUGCGUGGCAUGACCACGCAUGCCAUUACAUAUACGUACAUGCCACCUGGAGGCUAAGGGUUAAUAGCUCAUGUUAUUGAACUUUUAUAUACCUAUAACUAAAGUUUUAUUUUGAUUCUUACAUAUCAUGUUUGUCAUAGUUGUCACCUUUGAUGCAUUACAUACCUCAGAAGUCAAUAUUGUUUUUCUUUUCCUCUUCCUCUUCUUCCUUUUCUUCUUCUUCUUCUUUAUUUCAUAUUAUAUCCCCAGCAAAUUAUUGUUUAAGCUUACAGGAUCUAUUAACAUUGCUGAGUAUAUAUGUAUUCCAGAUAUUUUUAUAGGGUGAAUGGUGUUAUAGGGAAUUUUACUUUAUUUUAAUAUAUAUAUAUAUAUAUAUAUAUAUAUAUAUAUAUAUAUAUAUAUAUGUAUGUUUAUAUAUAAACAUAGAGGCUGUAUUGGAAGUUGAUUUAUAUGAAUCCAGCCUGUUUAAAGAAAAAAUCAAGAUUAUAUAGGGAAAAUUAUUAGGUAUAUGAUGAGUGUGCAUUUAUAUGGUGUGGCCAGAACAUGACAGGUCCCAUGUACUCAUUUUUACCACCUAAUGAGUAUAUAAAUUAUUUGAAUUUUA